AUGGCUGGUGGUGUGGCACCUGUUGUCGAGGGCACGGCCGACGUCGGGCGCGUCGAGGCGCCCGUAACCGUCAAGGCCUAUCUCAUCUGCGCCUUUGCCGCCUUCGGCGGUAUCUUUUUUGGUUAUGAUACAGGUUGGAUGGGUGGCGUGCUGGCCAUGCCAUACUUCAUCACGCUCUACACCGGCGUCGAGUACGACUAUAACAUCGUGAACUCUGACGGCAGCGUUGGUUACCCGAUUGGUGGCAUCAGCAAGGACGACUUCGUGCUGCCAUCUGCCACACAGUCACUCUUCACAUCGAUUCUGUCCUGCGGUACCUUCUUCGGCGCCCUCAUCGGCGGUGAUAUCGCCGACUUCUACGGCCGACGACCUACUAUCAUCAUGGGCUGCUUUGUGUUCACGAUCGGCUGCAUCUUGGAAAUUUCUGCAACCAACCAGGAAGUUCUGUUUGUUUUCGGCCGUUUGAUUGCUGGUGUUGGUGUCGGAUUCAUCUCCACCGUCGUCAUCCUGUACAUGUCCGAGAUCGCCCCCAAGAAGGUCCGUGGUGCCAUGGUAUCCGGCUACCAGUUCUGCAUCACUAUCGGUAUCCUUCUGGCCAACUGCGUCGUCUACGCCACUCAGAACCGCCCCGACUCCGGCUCGUACCGAAUUCCCAUCGGCGUCCAAUUCCUCUGGGCUACCGUCUUGGCCAUUGGUCUCUUCAUUCUCCCCGAGUCUCCUCGGUAUUACGUGAAGAAGGGCAGAAUCGAGGAAGCGUCCAAGGCCCUGGCUUACGUUCGUGGUCAGCCUGAGGACUCCGAUUACGUGAAGCUCGAGCUCGCCGAGAUCGUGGCGAACAACGAAUUUGAGAUGAUGCACGUCCCGGCGACCUCCUACAUUGGUUCGUGGACAGCUUGCUUCAAGGGCUCCAUCAUGAAGGGAAACAGUCCUCUCCGUCGUACCAUCCUCGGCACUGGUCUGCAGUGCAUGCAACAGCUGACUGGUAUCAACUUCGUCUUCUACUUCGGACCUCCGUUUUUCAAGCAGCUUGGCACCAUCUCCAACCCCUUCCUCAUCUCCCUGAUCACCACUUUAUGCAAUGUUUGCUCGACGCCUGUCUCCUUCUACACGAUUGAGAAGUUUGGUCGCCGUGCUUUGUUGAUUGUCGGUGGCACGGGUAUGAUCAUCUGUCAGUUCAUCGUUGGUGCCAUUGGUGUCACCGCUGGCCGAAAGGAAGCCCACAACACCUCGGCCGUCUCGGCCCAGAUCGCCUUCAUCUGCUUGAACAUCUCCUGCUUUGCCAUGACCUGGGGUCCCACGGCAUGGGUCGUUGUCGGCGAAUCCUUCCCUCUGCCCAUCCGGUCACGCGGUGUUGGUAUCUCCACGUCGUCGAACUGGUUCUGGAACACUAUCAUUGCCGUCAUUACUCCCUACCUCGUCGGCGCGGACAAGGCCAACCUGGGCUCUCGGGUUUUCUUCCUGUGGGGCUCUCUCUGCACGAUCAGCGUCGCCUUUGCCUACUUCCUCGUCCCCGAACUCAAGGGCCUGUCUCUCGAGCAGGCCGACAUGUGCAUGGAGUCGGUACCACCACGCAAGUCAGCCGCGUGGAAACCCGACCACACUUUUGCCUCCGAGAUGCACCACGUCCACGAGGACAAGGCACUGGCCAACGACACUGUGGAGGAGAAGGUCUAG
Messenger RNA from Anthostomella pinea, 1674 nucleotides. The record is from the annotation of a GenBank genome assembly. Lineage: Eukaryota; Fungi; Ascomycota; Sordariomycetes; Xylariales; Xylariaceae.